Messenger RNA from Talpa occidentalis (Iberian mole), 1747 nucleotides. It is a transcript of the gene FAM170B, whose product is annotated as family with sequence similarity 170 member B. The record is from RefSeq and is a predicted model, not a curated record. Gene Ontology annotation, cellular component: acrosomal vesicle. NCBI's taxonomy places the organism in Eukaryota, Metazoa, Chordata, Mammalia, Eulipotyphla, Talpidae. Bases 230 to 1093 code for a protein of 287 amino acids. Gene Ontology annotation, biological process: fertilization. The transcript is spliced from 2 exons.
CGAGAGGGAAACCUCUCCUGUCAUCCUGGCUGGAUCUUUGCGCUUGCCGUAGGUCACAGAACAGACCAAUGUCAUUGAUGAGGUCACAGAAUGAAGCUAUGUUCCUAGUGACCAAGGAGAGCCUAGCAACCACUUGAACUGGGGGCCAGUGGAGGGUUUCAGCACAGCCCAAGCCAACUCUCACCAAACAGCUGAAGCACUGAGUCCCCGUGGGCACAGGUAUCAAACCAUGAAACGCCACUUCAUGCACCAUAGUGAAAAGCAGUCAUCAACAGAAGGAACCACCCUCAGUUUAGCCAGCCCUGAGUCCACAGAGGACAGCCUGGAAGUGAGCUGGCCAGGGCCCUUGAAGAGAGAGGAAACAUGUCUGCUGCCCGGGCCGGGCAUUUCCCAGGAGGAGGACCUGUAUUUCUCCGCCGUCAGGGCUCGGCGGAGGCUGAGCUGGACCAGCUCUCCCACGUCUCAGUCCUCCUCCGAGUACCAGUCCUACUCCCAGUACCAGUCCUGCUGCUCCUGCAUGUAUGACGACGCGGACGCCCAGCAAAGCGUGUGUGCGCUCUACACCCACGUGCAGACGGUGAAGGGUGUGGCAGUGGCUUGGGAGACAGACACAGGCUUCGAACCCGUGAGCAGGAAGCCCCGCAUUCACGAAGCUGAGUUCAUCAAGAGGCAGAGGAGAAAAGGCUCCUCCUUUGAGAUGGCGUCGAACACCGACCUGCACUGGGACUUGGAAGCCAGCAAGAACAACUGCUGCACAGAGCCUGAUGAUUCGGAGCUGCCUGGGCCCCUGGACUGCUGCCUGCAGGAGUUGCGGGAACACCCGGACUGGCUGGUCACCACCAACUACGGCUUGCGCUGCGUGGCCUGCUGCCGAGUCUUCCCCACGCUGGAGGCGCUGCUGGAGCACGCCCAGUAUGGCAUCCAGGAGGGCUUCAGCUGCCAGAUCUUUUUUGAGGAGAUGCUGGAGAGAAAGCGGGCCCGGGACCAAGAGCAACAGCUGGAGGAGGAGGAGGAGGAACACAACCCUUCGGGUAGUAGUGAAUGUUCUAAGCCUCACGCCAAGGUGCCUCAGUCACAGCCACAGAAGCAGUGAGCUGGAGGUGAUGCGCCCAGCCCCGUCCUCACCUCCUGCACCUCAUUGCUCUCUCUCCAACCCCCAGGACCAGAGCCACCUGGCAGGGAGAGAGGACGAGGGCCAGGGAAGGACGCAAGCAGAACGUAGAGCUGGGAGGGCCAUGAAAAAGGAAGGGGAGCCACCCUACCAAAGGGCACAGAAUUUCACCCAGAGUCCUCUUCAAAACCUGAAUCCAAAGAGCUAGGCUUCAAGUAUUUCCGACUGCAGAGGCAAGAUCUGAAGCUGGUAAGCCUGUGGCCACAGAAUUUUUAUUUUUGCUCGUGGAUCAAGCAGGUCAUGAUUCACAGGAGAGCCAACUGCAAAUGAAGCUUCAACCCUAUUUUUUUCAUUGUUAGGAAUCCAUCAUAUGCCCUACUUCUAUCUCUUAUUUUGGUGGGAUUAAACUUAAAUAACUCAAAGUUUGAGGCAAUGACUCAUUGAGUAAACCAUGCUCUUUAGCUCUUGCCAUUUCUGUAGGUUACAGACUAGCACAGACACUAGGUCAUAGGUAGGUUCCCAGAAGUAGAGAGGGGGCUGGGUGAGUCCUGCUGACCCCUGAGUUCACAUAUGCUAACUAUGCAUUGUAAAAUGUUGCAAUAAAGUUCUUUUUCACCCUCCUAUCUACCCCUAGUC